CAAUUGAUAUUAACACUAUGUGUUUUGAAGGUAUGUCUGGUUUGACUGCUUAUGGUGGACUCUUUGAGGUUUGCAAUCCAAAGAAGGGAGAAAAAGUAUUUGUAUCUGCAGCAUCUGGUUCUGUUGGCCAGCUUGUUGGACAAUUUGCAAAAUUGACAGGGUGCCAUGUAGUAGGAAGUGCUGGAAGUAGAGAAAAGGUUGAUCUUCUGAAGAAUAAGUUUGGAUUUGAUGAUGCUUUCAAUUAUAAAGAGGAGCAGGACUUGGAUGCAGCUUUGAAAAGGUACUUCCCUGAAGGAAUUGAUAUUUACUUUGAAAAUGUUGGGGGAAAGAUGUUGGAUGCUGUGCUUCUCAACAUGAGAAUGCAUGGACGAAUUGCUGUGUGUGGACUGAUCUCACAAUACAACCUAGAGAAACCUGAAGGACUAUAUAACGUGGCUUCUAUUCUUUUCAAGCGUCUUAGAGUGGAGGGAUUUGCUGUGUUUGAUUACCUUCACCUCUAUCCGAAGUUUCUGGACCUUGUACUACCUCAAAUCCGAGAAAAAAAGAUCACCUACGUAGAAGACAUUGCAGAAGGCCUUGAAAAUGGUCCUGCUGCCCUUGUUGGUCUGUUUAGUGGUCGCAAUGUCGGGAAACAGGUUGUUUUGGUUGCUCGUGAAUGAUCUCAGGUUCCUUUGACCAUCCCUUUGUACAUAGAGUAUAUACCUCAGUCUACAGGCUAUUAGCAUUUUAAUUCCACUAGUUUGAGCUCUCAUGCGUUUGUGCACCUGGAGUUCUUUGUGAACUUUAUCAGGCCAGAUAAUACAGUGCCAAGUUGAAGUCAAAGAUGAGUAAAUCCUGAUUUCGUUUUGUUGCCAUCAGAAUCUACGCAGAUAUUUUCUGUUUCUUGUUUCAGAUGAAUAAAUAAGCUUACCUAUCAGAACACUAGUGCA
Molecule: messenger RNA, 929 nt
Organism: Coffea eugenioides
Lineage: Eukaryota; Viridiplantae; Streptophyta; Magnoliopsida; Gentianales; Rubiaceae
Product: 2-alkenal reductase (NADP(+)-dependent)-like
Exons: 3
Coding region: 18-659 (213 amino acids)
Molecular function (GO): 2-alkenal reductase [NAD(P)H] activity
Source: RefSeq, a predicted model, not a curated record